UUGGCGUUCAUUACAAGUCCACUGUCCUUAUACUCUCUCUCUCUCUCUCUCUCUCUCUCUCUCUCUCUCUGUGUCUUGUUUAUUAGUACUAGCUUUUGACAGUAGCAGUAGUACUUGUUAAGUGGAGUAUCGAAGAAGCCUGUCUUCGGGGUUGAGAGUGAGAGAUCCGGUAGCUAGGGCUUUGUCGAAUAUGGCGACCAUGGUGAGCUUGAUUGGUUUGGUAAACCGCAUCCAGAGGGCGUGUACUGCGCUCGGAGACCACGGCGGCGGCGGCGACAUCGCCUUCUCCUCUCUCUGGGAUGCUCUUCCCUCCGUUGCCGUCGUUGGUGGACAGAGUUCUGGAAAAUCUUCAGUAUUGGAGAGCAUAGUAGGGAGAGAUUUUCUUCCUCGAGGAUCUGGGAUUGUCACAAGGAGGCCUCUGGUGCUGCAACUUUACAAGAUCGAUGAGGGUCAGCCGGAGUAUGCAGAGUUUUCUCAUCUCCCUCAAAGAAGGUUCACUGAUUUUGCUAUGGUUCGCGCGGAAAUUCAGGAUGAAACUGAUAGGGUGACGGGAAAAACAAAGCAGAUUUCUCCUAUUCCAAUCCAUCUUAGCAUACACUCUCCAAAUGUUGUCAACUUGACCUUAAUUGAUUUGCCUGGCUUGACAAAAGUUGCCGUUGAGGGACAACCUGAAAGUAUUGUUCAAGAGAUUGAAAACAUGGUUCGAUCUUAUAUUGAUAAGCCUAACUGUAUCAUACUAGCAAUAUCUCCAGCCAAUCAAGACAUAGCGACAUCUGAUGCUAUCAAAAUCUCUAGGGAGGUGGAUCCGACUGGUGAUCGAACGUUUGGGGUUCUGACAAAGUUAGAUCUGAUGGAUAAAGGAACUAAUGCAUUGGAUGUUCUUGAAGGGAGAUCUUAUCGGCUACUACAUCCCUGGGUCGGUAUUGUUAAUCGGUCACAAGCUGAUAUCAAUAAAAAUGUUGAUAUGGUUCUUGCAAGACGGAAGGAGCGAGAAUACUUCGCUACAAGUCCCGACUAUGGACACUUAUCCAGUAAAAUGGGUUCGGAGUACCUGGCAAAACUUCUUUCCAAGCACUUGGAGUCUGUGAUCAGAUCAAGAAUACCGAGUAUCACAUCUUUGAUUAACAAAAGCAUUGAUGAACUUGAAUCAGAGAUGGAACACCUCGGUAGGCCUAUUGCUGUUGACGAAGGGGCUCUACUCUACACCCUCCUUGAACUGUGUCGUGCCUUUGACAAGAUAUUUAAGGAGCACCUGGAUGGAGGUCGACCUGGAGGUGAUAGGAUUUAUGGAAUAUUUGACCAUCAGCUUCCCGCGGCCUUAACGAAGCUUCCAUUUGACCGACAUCUUUCCCAACAGAAUGUUAGGAGGAUCAUUUCAGAGGCAGAUGGUUACCAACCACACUUGAUCGCACCCGAGCAAGGUUAUCGUCGACUUAUUGAGGGGGCAUUAAAUUAUUUUAGGGGCCCAGCUGAAGCUUCAGUUGAUGCUGUUCACUUUGUUUUAAAGGAACUUGUGAGAAAGUCAAUUGGAGAAACACAGGAGCUGAAGCGGUUUCCUUCUCUGCAAGCUGAAAUAGCCGCUGCUGCCGGUGAAGCCUUGGAAAGGUUUCGUGAGGACAGUAGAAAGACAGUCACAAGAUUGGUGGACAUGGAGUCUUCAUAUCUGACUGUAGAUUUCUUCAGGCAACUGCCGCAGGAGGUGGAGAAAGGGGGAAACCCUGCUGCUGCCUCAACUGUAGAUCGCUAUACAGAAGGGCACUUCAGGAGGAUAGGGUCAAAUGUAUCCUCCUAUGUGGGCAUGGUGUCGGAGACACUCAAGACCACUAUUCCCAAGGCAGUGGUCUAUUGUCAGGUCAGGCAGGCCAAACAGUCGUUACUCAAUCACUUCUACGCACAAAUUGGCAAGAAAGAGGGUAAACAGCUUGCACUAUUGUUAGAUGAAGAUCCAGCAUUGAUGGAAAGGAGGCAACAAUGUGCGAAAAGGCUUGAAUUGUACAAGGCGGCAAGGGAUGUGAUUGAUUCCGUAUCAUGGGUACGAUCAGAUUAACCAACAGUUGGAGAGAGCUUUGUUUGCUACAACAACAUAUACUUGUUAGCCUCUUCCUCCUGUUGGAUGGAGAUUCGGAUUUUGGUUGUCUGCUGUGUGAUGACUCCAUUGCACGUGUGUUAUAUAUCUGUAAAUUUUGCAAACGUUGUAAUUGUUGAACAUAUAUUAUUUGUUAGUUUAUAUGAAAGUUGUAAAUGUCUCAUUCUACUAA
This is a messenger RNA of Rhododendron vialii, 2258 nucleotides long. RefSeq names its product phragmoplastin DRP1E. The transcript has 16 exons. Lineage: Eukaryota; Viridiplantae; Streptophyta; Magnoliopsida; Ericales; Ericaceae. Gene Ontology annotation, molecular function: GTPase activity; GTP binding; microtubule binding. Bases 191 to 2047 code for a protein of 618 amino acids. The record is from RefSeq and is a predicted model, not a curated record. Gene Ontology annotation, cellular component: membrane; microtubule; cytoplasm.